This is a messenger RNA of Mangifera indica (mango), 1806 nucleotides long. Its product is annotated as receptor-like cytosolic serine/threonine-protein kinase RBK1. Gene Ontology annotation, biological process: protein phosphorylation. Lineage: Eukaryota; Viridiplantae; Streptophyta; Magnoliopsida; Sapindales; Anacardiaceae. The record is from RefSeq and is a predicted model, not a curated record. The transcript is spliced from 8 exons. Gene Ontology annotation, molecular function: protein kinase activity; ATP binding. Bases 337 to 1725 code for a protein of 462 amino acids.
GGCAAAAUUCACGAGCGCAAAAAAUCUACGGCCGUGGGUUCUGUUGAAAUACCAAAUAUAAACUUACAGAGAUAGACAAGUAUAAAUAUAAGCAUAUAUUCCAAGCUGGUUUUAGCUUGCUUUGGUAAUCCAUUUAGGGAUAAGCCAAAUCAAAGACUUGUUCUUUGUCUCACCUUGUCUAUCAAUCUCCGUUUCAAAAUGAACAAAAUUACGUAGGAGAAAACUACUUUCUUAUCCAAGACUACUUUUUUUUCCUUUUUAAUUAAUUUCUAGGUUUCUGGGGUCUUAAUUUCCGAAUUCUUUUUGCAAGUUUAAAGGCUUAGAAACUCUUGCGUAAUGACUGUUCAAGAGACAGGAGGGAUGGUAGAUGAAAACACAGAAAUGGAAACGGUACAUGAAAUGCAAGAUGGAGAAGCGGGUUCACCAAGAGGGGUUUUAGAGGUUCCUGUUGUAGGCGGAGAUUCGGAUAAUAGUAGCAGCAGUUGUAGCUCGACGGAGAAAUUAACGCCUCGGCUAUCACCUCAACUAUCGACGCCGGUUAACCGUGACGGCAGUUACGCGUCGCAGUGGAAGAACAUGAUCGGGUCGAUUAAAAAGAAGUCUUCCAGGAGGUUCUCCACCCUUCCUAUUUUAACAAACUAUGAUCUUUCAGGCAAAAAUCUAUGGAAGAAAUUGGCUCGCCUUCAAAAUGGUCCUCAUGUUGAAGCCCUAUCGGCUUCUAAACCUUCUUGGAGUUAUUUUAAAUAUGAAGAACUUGCUGCUGCAACUGAUAAUUUCUGUCCUGAAAACUUACUUGGGAAAGGGGGUCACGCGGAAGUGUACAAAGGGUGCUUAUCCAAUGGACGAGUUGUAGCAGUAAAGAAGCUAAUGAAAAAGGAGAAAGAUGAAGAGGAUAGAGUGAGUGAUUUCUUGGCAGAGCUUGGGAUUAUUGCACAUAUACACCACGAAAAUGCAGCUCGAUUGAUUGGUUUCAGCGUUGAGAAUGGUCUACACCUUGUUCUUCAAUAUCUACCAAAGGGCAGCUUGGCUUCAGUGCUUUUUGGAUCUUCUGCUCAGUGUAUAGAAUGGAAGAUAAGGUUUAAGAUAGCAUUAGGGGUGGCAGAUGGACUGAAGUAUCUCCAUCACGACUGUCAUAGGCGUAUCAUUCACAGAGACAUCAAAGCCUCGAAUAUUUUACUCACUGAUGACCUUGAUGCUCAGAUUUCUGAUUUCGGACUGGCUAAAUGGCUUCCAGAUAAUUGGCCUCACCAUGUUAUCUUUCCAAUUGAAGGAACAUUUGGUUAUUUGGCUCCGGAGUAUUUUAUGCAUGGAAUUGUUGAUGAAAAAACUGAUGUAUUCGCAUUUGGGGUCUUAUUACUGGAGUUGAUAACAGGUCGCCGUGCAGUUGAUUCAUCCCGACAAAGCCUUGUGAUAUGGGCAAAACCACUUCUAGACUCAGAUAAUGUUAAAGAAUUAGCUGAUCCGCGGCUGGGAGGAGAAUAUGAUCCUACAGAAAUGAAACGAGUAAUGUUGGCAGCUUCAAUGUGCAUUCACCAUAUGUCGAAAAAUCGUCCACACAUGGAUCAGGUAGCAUUGAUAUUGAGAGGUGAGGAUAAACCAGCAGGGAUAAUGCCAAAGGCAAGGUCAAGAAGUAAAGUUGUUUUUGACGGUUGUGAUUUACAGGAUUACACUUGUGAUAGUUAUCACCACGAAAUGGAUCGUCAUUUGCAGCUUGUAAUGGAAUAACUAAAUUUUAUGUAUACUUGUUAUUGCUAAAGGGUUACAAAGCUCAAAUCAAAUAUUAAGUUGUUCCUUUUUCACAUAAAA